GCAUCACGUCGCUGCGAUUUUUCUGUAAAAAAUGAACGUUGCAAAGUGCGGCUGCAAAGAAAACCGUCCACCAUUAUAUGGACGACCUGCAUGUGGUUGUGCUAGUGCAUCGUCAAAAGCACCUGAUAAUAACUUCAAAGUUCCAGCGGCUCCCGUACGACCCUUACACUCUACAAGGACGAACCUGAAUGGAGAACCAUCAGUUAAACCUGACAUACAAAAACAAAGGGAUGACAAAAGGUCGUGGACUCUUUCUGACUUCGACUUAGGCCGUCCACUUGGCAAAGGAAAGUUUGGUAAUGUUUACUUAGCUCGCGAGAAGGUUUCUCACUAUGUAGUAGCCCUGAAAGUGCUAUUCAAAAGCCAGAUUCUUGAUUCGGAGAUCGAGCAUCAAGUGCGUCGUGAGGUGGAGAUACAGUGCCGUCUAAGACACCCGAACAUUUUACGUAUGUAUGGGUAUUUUCAUGACGAAAAACGUAUUUAUUUAAUUCUCGAAUACGCGAAGCACGGUGCUCUGUAUAAACUGUUGAAAGAGCGUGGGCGUUUUGACGAAAAAACCGCCGCAAUUUACGUCAGAGACCUGACCAAGGCUCUGUUGUACUGUCAUAUGAAGAAAGUUAUACAUCGCGACUUAAAACCGGAAAACUUGCUCAUUGGACAUAAUUGGGAAUUAAAAAUGGCUGACUUUGGCUGGUCCGUACACUCGCCAUCAUCAAGAAGAAUGACCCUUUGUGGUACAUUGGAUUAUCUGUCUCCAGAAAUGAUUGAAGGGAAGCCACACAGCUAUGCCGUUGACAUCUGGAGUCUUGGAGUUUUAUGCUACGAACUGCUUGUUGGGCUACCUCCUUUUGACUCAAAAGAAACUCAGCAGACUUACAAGAAAAUUAGAUAUGUAAUCAUAAAGUAUCCAGAGUUUGUGUCCGAGAAUGCAAAAGACUUGAUUGGCAGGUUGUUAGUCAUUAAUCCAGAACAAAGACUGCCUUUAUCUAAUGUACUCCAACAUCCUUGGGUUAUAGAAAAUGCACCAGAAGGUGCUAAACCUCCAGAUUUUGGGGCACAAACAGUUGCUCCAAAGAAUUAGAUGUUAUAUAAAAUUAUAGGCUGUAAAAGUUUUAGGUUCCCUUAUUCAUAUUGACUAAGAAGGCAAUUUAACUUCUUACAAUUGAAUUACAAUUAAACAUUGUUAAAUAAUAUUUGCACAUCUCUGUGGAGUUACAAUUACUUUAAAAAUACACCUUUUGGAAUGGUAAUGAGGUACAAUUUUCUUUCACUCAUUGAGAUAAUAUAAAAACACAAGUACUGUGACUUUACUGAAAUGGGCCAAACUUUAGAAAUACGCAUUUUAAACAACGCGAUUUGUAGUAAAUGGAAUUAUGUUUUAAUCAUUUUUGUCAA
Molecule: messenger RNA, 1395 nt
Organism: Hyposmocoma kahamanoa
Lineage: Eukaryota; Metazoa; Arthropoda; Insecta; Lepidoptera; Cosmopterigidae
Product: serine/threonine-protein kinase Aurora-2-like
Exons: 1
Coding region: 32-1081 (349 amino acids)
Biological process (GO): mitotic spindle organization; regulation of cytokinesis; protein phosphorylation
Cellular component (GO): spindle microtubule; chromosome passenger complex; spindle pole centrosome
Molecular function (GO): ATP binding; protein kinase activity
Source: RefSeq, a predicted model, not a curated record